AUGAAUCGUACAGUUUUGGUGACUGGUUCAUCUCGAGGUAUCGGACGUGCAAUUGCUCUUCGUCUCGCAAAAGAUGGCUUCGAUGUCGCUGUUAAUGACAUCGAAAGUAACCAUUCCGAUCUGGAAAAAGUUCGACAAGAAAUCGAAACAAUGGGUCGAAAGUCAAUUGCGAUUAUCGCUGAUGUGUCCAAAAGUGAAAAAGUCGAAGAAAUGAUGGAAGAAGUUGUUGAAAAACUUGGAAGUCUCGAUGUAGUCAUUGCAAAUGCAGGAAUUUGUUAUGUCAAAUCAUUGUUGGAGAUAAGUGCAGACGAAUGGGAUGAAGUUUUUGCAGUUAAUAUGCGUGGCGUAUUUCUUUGUUAUCGCGAAGCAGCGAAAAUUAUGAUUAAACAAGGCAAAGGUGGAAAAAUCAUUGGUGCUUGUAGUACUGCUGGAUAUAGAGGAUAUCCAAUGAUUAGCCAUUAUUCAGCUACGAAAUGGGGUGUGAGAGGUUUAACACAAGCAGCUGCUCAAGAAUGGGCUCGGCAUAAUAUUACAGUUAAUGCAUAUUGUCCUGGACUUAUUGAUACACGAAUGACUCAAACAUGUAAUGAAGAAUUGGCUAAACUUCGCGGAUUAACAGUAGAGGAAAAUGCAUCAAAUUCUGCGAAAAACAUUCCAAUUGGUCGUACUGGGCAGCCUGAUGAUGUUUCAAAUGUUGUUUCGUUUCUUGCGAGUAAAGAUUCAGAUUAUAUUACAGGACAGAGUAUUUUAAUUAAUGGAGGUUUAUUUUUUUCAUAA
Molecule: messenger RNA, 777 nt
Organism: Adineta ricciae
Lineage: Eukaryota; Metazoa; Rotifera; Eurotatoria; Adinetida; Adinetidae
Source: the annotation of a GenBank genome assembly